AUGCGGGUUGAUCAUUAUCAAUAUCUGAUGGACAGGGGCUGGAGAAGAUCAGGCUCGCUCUAUUACAAACCUGACCUCUUGCGGUCAUGUUGUCCCCACUACACAAUACGUCUCAAAGCGUCAGAGUUCCAGCCUGGGAAGGACCAGCGACGGGCGAUCAAUCGAUGGAACGACUAUGUGCUCGGCCCCGAGUACAAAAGAAAAGCUGCCAUGCUGUGUCCGCAGUCACGCGAGCAACGGCGUUUGAGAGACAAAUUUGACCUGUCUAUCGCCGUUCACAAGGCGGAAUAUGACAAUGUCAAGCGUCCAGUGGGCAAAAAGACUGGCGUACCCAUCGAACCAGCUCAUAGGUUUGAAGUCAAUCUUGAAGGCGAUAGCUUCACAAAGGAGAAAUAUGGAGUUUUUCUGAAAUACCAAUUGCGGAUACACAGAGACCCCGCGUCUCGGUGGAAAGAGUCUGACUUCAAACGAUUUCUCUGCACCGGCCUUGACCGCAAGAUCCUCAAGAUCAGCGGCAAGACGCUCAAAUUGGGUUCGUACCACCAAUGCUAUCGGCUCGACGGGAAGCUGGUGGCUGUGGCAGUUCUCGAUCUUUUGCCCCAUGCCGUCAGCUCAGUCUAUCUCUUCUAUGAUCCUGAAUACGAGCCUUGGGACUUGGGAAAAAUGAGUGCUCUUCGAGAGAUUUUGCUUGCAAAAGAGGCCGGCUAUGAAUACUAUUACAUGGCAGGGUAUUACAUCCACUCGUGCAUAAAGAUGCGAUACAAGGCCACUUUCACCCCGACCUACAUCCUGGAUCCAGAAAGCUAUGAAUGGAACCUCUUCGACGAUAAAUACCGUCAGGAGCUCGACAAAAGAAAAUACGUCUCUCCGUCCCGCGAUCGGAAAUACGGAGUGGAUGCAGCAGAGAGCACCAAUCACCAGGCAGCCGUGACAGCAACUCCGGAUCUCAGCACUGCUCCUAAAACCACAAAGGAAAGAGGAAGAAUGUUCGACGACGAACAAGAUCUAGAAUUCGAUGAAGCGCCCAGCGAUGAAGAAGACGCAGAAAUACCCGAGGGAUCCUUGUUUGAUUACGAAAUACCCGGUGUGCUGACGAAAGAUGAGGUGAUUCGUCUUGAUCUCGACCACUGGCGUCUCCUCGUAGGGAAAAGUCUGAUCGAGUUAGAGGACCUUCGAGAUUGGGAAGCUGGGAAAAUAGACGACCCCGACACUAUGAAAGGCAUGGCUGCAGAACUUGCCGCAGUUACGGGGCCAAAACUACUCCAAAACAGUGCAUUGGCAGUAUUCUAA
This is a messenger RNA of Fonsecaea multimorphosa CBS 102226, 1290 nucleotides long. RefSeq lists its product as uncharacterized. The transcript has 8 exons. The record is from RefSeq and is a predicted model, not a curated record. Gene Ontology annotation, biological process: protein arginylation. Bases 1 to 1290 code for a protein of 429 amino acids. Gene Ontology annotation, molecular function: arginyl-tRNA--protein transferase activity. Lineage: Eukaryota; Fungi; Ascomycota; Eurotiomycetes; Chaetothyriales; Herpotrichiellaceae. Gene Ontology annotation, cellular component: cytoplasm.